Molecule: messenger RNA, 8664 nt
Organism: Notolabrus celidotus (New Zealand spotty)
Lineage: Eukaryota; Metazoa; Chordata; Actinopteri; Labriformes; Labridae
Gene: tulp4b
Product: TUB like protein 4b
Exons: 16
Coding region: 360-5966 (1868 amino acids)
Molecular function (GO): protein binding
Source: RefSeq, a predicted model, not a curated record
ACAACCCCAAAGUGCGCCAGCGGAGAAGCGCCUGGCAACACGACCGCACUAUGAACCGACUGUCUCUGGAAUAAACGUUGUUUAGCAGCUCCAGGAUCAUUACACAACUCUCCAGAGUCACAUCAGGAGGACAUGGGGUGGGACACUGUCACCAGAGAGGAUUCUCAUCAUUUCAUGGUGAACUCUGAGGUGCAGAGCUGCUCGAUUUAAAUGCAUAGCUGGACAACAUCUGGCUGUAUGAUGCAUUUUACCUCCCCAUAGAUUUUAUUGUAAGUACCAAGAGCUGAGCAGCCAUUACCCUUCAGUGCAUUACCUGAAUGGAAAUAUGGACACCUUCAAUGGAGGAAUUGUGACUCAACAUGCCCAGGAACUAUGAGCCUGGUCACUCAGUAGGGAUGUUGGCUGCCGUGGAACAUGGUCCCAUCCUCUGCAGUGACUCCAACAUCCUCUGCCUCUCGUGGAAAGGCCGGGUCCCCAAGAGCGAGAAGGACAAGCCAGUGUGCCGGAGACGGUACUAUGAGGAGGGCUGGCUGGCCACAGGGAAUGGGAGAGGAGUCGUUGGGGUGACGUUUACAUCGAGCCACUGCAGGAGGGACAGAACUACACCUCAGAGAAUCAAUUUCAAUCUUCGAGGACACAACAGUGAGGUUGUCUUGGUGCGCUGGAAUGAACCCUUUCAGAAGCUGGCCACCUGUGAUAUGGAGGGAGGUAUAUUUGUGUGGAUCCAGUAUGAAGGGAGGUGGUCAGUAGAGCUGGUGAAUGACAGAGGAGCACAGGUGAGUGACUUCACUUGGUCACAUGACGGCACUCAGGCCCUCAUCGCGUACAGAGAUGGCUUUGUGUUGGUUGGCUCGGUCAGCGGGCAGAGACACUGGUCUUCUGAGAUUAACCUGGAGAGUCAGAUCACCUGUGGCAUCUGGACACCUGAUGAUCAACAGGUCCUGUUUGGAACAGCAGAUGGUCAGGUGAUAGUGAUGGACUGUCACGGACGAAUGCUCGCCCAUGUCCUGUUACAUGAGUCUGAUGGGAUCGUGAGCAUGUCCUGGAACUGCCCGGACUUUUUGGUGGAGGACAGCACAGAGAGCGACACGGACUCUGACGACAAUAUUCUGCCUUUGGUGAGGAGAGUGAAGCCUUUGCUGACGGUCACCUUCUUAUCAGGCGAUAUCAGCCUAAUGAACAACUAUGACGACCUCUCUCCUGCUGUUAUCCGCUCAGGGCUGAAAGAUGUCGAGGCCCAAUGGUGCUCUCAGGGAGAUCUCCUGGCUGUGGCGGGCAUGGAGAGACACGGACUUCCUGUUGACGCUGCCUGUGCAUCCAUCAUGAGGAACGCCCUAGUUAAGUUCUAUAACGUCCAAGGGGAGCAUAUCUACACGUUGGAAACACCUGCACAAAGACCCAUCACCACCAUCUGUUGGGGUCACAGAGACUCUCGCCUGUUCCUUGCGUGCGGGCCGGCUCUGUAUGUGGUGCGUGUGGAGCACAGGGUGGCCAGCCUCCAACUUUUAUGCCAGCAGGGCAUCGCCAGCGCCCUGCGAGAGGAGAAAGAUGUGGGGAAACUGAACAUGCCCUCACUGCUCUGCUCCUACGUCACAACUGCCUUCAUACCCACCAUCAAGCCCCCCAUCCCCGACCCCAACAACAUCCGUGACUUUGUCAGCUAUCCCACAGCUGGGAACGAGCGGCUCCACUGCACCAUGAAGCGAGCUGAGGACAGCCCUGAGGCAGGAGGACCCUGUUACACUCUGUACCUAGAAUAUUUAGGAGGUCUGGUACCUAUUCUCAAAGGAAGGAGAAUCAGCAAACUACGGCCAGAGUUUGUCAUCAUGGAUCCAAAAACAGACAGCAAAGCAGAGGAGGUGUGUGUGAAUCCCAUGAUUUCAUACACUGACAGCUGCAACUGCUCCGACUCCAGUGACAUUGAGUUGAGCGAUGAGUGGGUCGGGAAGAAGUCCCCAAAGCUAUCCAGAGGAAACAGGUCCCACAGACUGAACAUGAUGACCAUGGAAUUGAGAAAAUCUCCCAAACUGUCACGGGCCAAUCAGGAGGGCCAGCGGUCACCACGGUUGCCGACAAAGAAGCCUCCAAUUCGGUCUCCAAGUUUGACACGUCGAGAGUUUUCUAUGGACGGGAUCACAGAGCACAACUACCUUGCUCAAGUCACAUCCAACAUUUGGGGGACAAAAUUCAAAAUAGUUGGACUUGCUUCUUUUCUCCCUGCCAAUCUUGGUGCAGUCAUCUAUAAGACCAGUUUGCUCCAUCUGCAACCACGACAGAUGACUAUCUACCUUCCAGAAGUGAGGAAGAUUUCCCAUGACUUUAUGAGCCUGCCUGUGUUCAACCCCAAUGUGUUCAGUGAGGAUGAGGAUGACUUACCAGUGAUGGGUCCAUCAGGAGUGGCAGGAGACAAUCCUCCCUGUACAGUCAACAUUCCCAUUGCUCCAAUCCACAGCCCGGCACAGGCCAUGUCUCCAACCCAAAGUAUCGGCUUGGUUCAGUCACUUCUGGCCAAUCAGAAUAUUCAGCUUGACGUCCUGACCAACCCAACAGCUACUGCAGCAGCUGCAGCCGCGGCCGCUGCUGCCUCCGUCCCUGUUACUGAUCAUGGGCAGGAUGCAGUUGCUUCACCAUAUCCUGUGCCAACUAGAUACUCAAACCCCGGGCAGGUGAUCUUCAACGGGCUGGAGAUGGGUCCGCUUCUUCCUGGUACACUUCCUCCUCCACCUCCUCCCCACCAUCUUCCCCCACAGCCUCAUCCACAGCGCUCUCACUCGCAGCAGCCUCGCCAACCACCAUCCAAGCAGUCCCAGCAAAUGCAGGCACAGCAGCAGCAGAAAAUGCACCAUCAUCAACAACAGCAGCAGCAACAACACCACCAUCAGUCCCAAUCCCAGCAGCAGCAGCAGCAACAACAACAACAACAACAACAACAACAACAACAACAACACCAACAGCAGCAGCAGCAGCAACAACAACAACAACAACAACAACAACAACAACAACAACAACAGCAACAACAACAACAACAGCAACUCCAGCAGCAACAUCAACAGCUACAGCAACUGCACCACCAGCAGGCACUACUUCAACAACAGCAACAACAACAACACCAACAACUCCAACAACACCAACAACACCAACAACUCCAGGCUCAGCAACACCAACAACUGCAACCAAAUCAACCAGUGACACCCCAACAGUUUCAUCACCAACAGCAAAUCCAGCAUCAGCAGCACCAGAUGCAGAUGCAGCAUGAACAGAUGCAGCAACAGCAGCAGCAGAUGCAGCAGCAACAGCAGCAAAUCCGGCAACAGAUUCAGGAGAUGAGGCAGCAGCAGCAGCAGCUCCAGCAGCAGCACCAGCAGAUACAGCAGCAACAUCAACAGAUGCAGAGGCAGCACCAACAAAUGCAGCAGCAACUGAAGAUGCAGAUGUCACUGCCCCCUCCUCCUACUGGAUACCCAACCAUUUCCUUACAACAGAUUCAUAUUCUGCCUCAGAUUCCUCCUCCGAUCACUGAGCCAGGGCUGAACAGAUUAGAGCAUGGGCACACUCUUAAACCAAGUCUGCCACGGACUUUACCUCCCUUCAGUGACCCUGAGGGAUCCAUGGAGAUGCAAAUGAGGAAGGCUAAUCCUCCUCCUCCGUAUCCAGGCACUGUUGUGUCUGCAGCCACAGUUACACUUUCCACGAUUCCUCAAACUCUCGUCACAAACUGUGACAGCCCUAGUGUCCUGGCACCAGACCCCUGUCUAAAGAAAGAUGAAUUUUUGCUUCACCCUGUCACUCUACAGUACCCAACACCUCUAGGGUACGAAAGGAUCACAACCUUUGACAGCAGUGGCAAUGUAGAGGAGGUCUGUCGACCACGCAGACGCCUCAUUCGUAACCAAAACUCGUACGGUGUCCACGGCUCGGCCACACUGAAAGUCACGUCCUCUGAGAAUAAAAAGAUUCAGCUUCCCUAUAGCUCAGCAACAUUAAGUCGUCUCUCUGUCCCUCGAUACUCCAUACCUAGUGGUGACCCUCCUCCUUAUCCAGAUCCAGCCAAUCAAGUUACUGCUACACUUCCUCCUCCCCAGAGAAUUGACAGCAGUCUGAUUCAUGCCACUCUGCGUCGUGACCGCAGGGACGUAGGGCUUAAAGUGCCACAGAUGAUGGACAGCUCAAGAACCCUCCCCACCAAGGCUAAAAUAAACAGUGCACUAGCACUCAGUUACCAGCAGAGGGUGCCCACUGCUUUGUACACAUGCACACAGUGCAGCAGCAACAGCAGCAGUACUAGUGUCAGUGUCAGCGGGGGUGGGACUUCAAGUAGCGGCAUUGCAGGUGGCACAGUGGUGAGGCAAGACUUCCCACCAGGAAAAGGAGCACACCACAGCACCAUCAUUGUGCACUCCAAAGGUGCCUCACCCCUGACCUCUCAGUCGUCUUACAGUCUGUUGGGUGCUGCUGAUAACAGCAGAGACAGAACAGUGUAUGUAAACUCUGCCUUUACUGAAGAUGAGACUUUAAAUCAGCAGUGUCAUCUUGAGAAAUCUGUACGUCAGCUGACCCUUGGAGAUGUCAAUUUGACACUAAAAAGACCUCCGCCUUACCAGUGGGACCCCUCUACCACAGAAGAUUUCUGGCUCACCCCAGAGCAAACAAUGUUAGGUCCCCCACCAGGACCUCAUAAACCACCUCCAAUCAUCAUUAGUCAAGCUCAGCACUUGGACAUGACUCGACUGCCGUUUGUUCUCACAACUAAAGCUCCAGCCAGUCAGAGCACAAGCACACUUACUUUCCCAUCAGGUUACCAGAUAUCUCUAUCACCUUUUCCUCCAGGUGUGGCUCACGGUGGUCCCCCACUUCAGACUUUACAGAAUCCUCCGCCCCAGUGCAAUCCCAGUGAAGGGGUUGGUUCAGUCCCUUUUGGUCAACAGGAAGCAAACUUGGUUUUGCCACCAGGAUAUCCUCCAAAUCUGGCAAACUUGGCCUGCUGUCCUCUCCCUCCAAUGUAUCCAGGAGCCAGCUCAUGUGCCGGACUCCAACUCCAUCCUGUUAACCUCCACCCCUGGAACCCUUACCCCUGCCCACCUCCAAUGCAAGACCCACCAGCACCUCCCCUCCCCACCAAAACGCAUCAGCUUCUAGAAAAGCCCAUUCUAUCCCCUCCGCCUCCUACUGGGCCUCCACCACCACCCCCUCUUCCACCUCCUCCUCCACCUACUGAGCUACCACCCUCCAAAAGUGCCACAGAGGAUCUAGCAGAGUCCACCAACAACUUUCCAGAACCCUCAUCGCUCAACGAAAGCCCUGUGCCGCAGGAGUCAGAUCGCUUCAACAAGAAGAGUCGCAAGAGACUAGACAGCCGGGCCGAGGAGGCAAACAUGUCCAACGUCUCUGAGGGCAAGUCCAGAAAGGAAGGCCGCGCACUCUCUGACUUCAACAGUCUCAUUUCCAGUCCAAGGCUUGGAAGCAGAGAGAAAAAGAAGCCAAAGGGUCAGCGAGAACAACUCAAUAAAACAAAGAAGAUGAGUAGGAACACAAACGAGUUCCAGGACAGCUCAGAGAGUGAGCCAGAGCUGUUUAUCAGCGGAGACGAGCUCAUGAACCAGAACCAGAGCAGUAAGAAGAGCUGGAAGAACAAGCGCAGCCUGCGCAUGGCCAGCGAGCUGGAGGAGAUUAAGUGCCGCAAGGCCAAUGAAAGAGAGGACCGUAGUUUGGGAAGCCAAGGGUUUGUCUAUGUGAUGGCCAAUAAACAACCACUGUGGAACGAGGCCACACAGGUCUACCAACUGGAUUUUGGAGGGAGAGUCACGCAGGAGUCAGCAAAAAAUUUUCAAAUUGAACUGGAUGGUAGACAGGUGAUGCAGUUUGGGCGCAUCGAUGGGAAUGCCUAUAUCUUGGAUUUCCAGUAUCCUUUCUCAGCAGUGCAGGCAUUUGCUGUUGCCCUGGCCAAUGUGACUCAAAGGCUGAAGUGAAAAGGUUACUCUGUAUUGCCACUGGCACACUCAAAAGAAGCCCAAUGGUGUUGGCCACAAGGGUCCACAAUGGUAUUGCAUCCCAGUCUGUCAGGUGACAGCUGGGGACACGUCAAUGUCCAGGAGGUUCUGUUUUAUGAAGAUUAAUAUACAAGGCGGUCUUGGACGUGCUGAUAGUUCACAGUCUGUUGGAGGCAGAGGCAGUCUCGGUUAGUGGUAUUACAGACAAUACCAUUUACUUAGUCAUUUCUAGUUCAUAUAUUGAAUGUAUUCAAGCUAACUUUAGUUAUUAUUCAAAUGUUGUUUAUUGAGGUAAAAAAAGAGUCAACCUUCCUUGGAAAAAUAAAAGAUAUUCACACUAAGUAAAUGUUGGAUUGGAUUUAACAAGCUGUUAGAAGGUUAAGUACCAUCUGGUGCCAAAGACAUCUCUUCUCUCUUUAAGUGAUGGCAAGUUCAAUGUACUUAAAAUGAGUACUUAUUUCAUAUCGGAUUGUGUUGAAAGGAUUUCUUAUAAUGUGAAGCACGGUGGCUUUCAUUUAGCCAACCACAUCUGACACAAUACUGCACGGUUUUCAAUCAUCUUUCAGUUAUUACAGACAUAAAUAACAGUGCUUUAUCAACUAUAUCAAACAAUUUGUUAAUCAUUUUAAUUAUAUCCUUACAUGUCAUGUAUUUUUGAUGCAGUAAUCGGAGUUUUAGUCUGUUUUUGUUGAUAAAUGUCUUCUACUUUGUUUAAACAGCUGAACAUGCAAUAGCAAAAUACAUUGAUUCUGUUGCUGCAACAUGUGGACUUGAGUACGGUUUAACAUAGUUUGUAUAUUUUUUCAUUCAUGAUACUUCUAUGAAGUGGAGCAAUGAAUAUUGUAUUUCAGAUUAUUUGACCACCAUACUGCAAAUCAUUCUUCACCAUAGGCGUUUCUAGACCAUUUAGGGGGGUGCUGAAGCCCCUCUAUAUUGAAUCCCAGCACCCCUAAAAUUUGAGAGAUUUAAAAAAAAAAAAUGUCUGUAUGUCCUUUUUAACAAGCUACAAAAGUUUCAAAACCAUACAGUACUGGGUUGAAAUGUAAUAUCUUAACAAAAAAAAUACAGCAGCUCCACUGAGUUUUACAUGUUGUGCAUUGCAUUUCAAAUGAAAGUCCAAAAAAUAACUCCAAUGUCAAUUUUUGGUAUUUUUGGUUCUCACUUUAGGGUGCUGGUUUACUCCAGAAACAUACAUACUGUUUAUGUGUAUGUUGAGGAGCUGCUGUAUCAAAAUGAGUUGUCUUUCCCCAGAAAUUAGGGUUACCAUGUUUCUCUUAUGAUUCCAAUCCAUUCCUCUUUUGCUGUGGCUCAGCAUUUAAAUAACUUUUAUCAGGUUUGAUGGUUUAGUCACAGACUUUCCCAAAAAGUGUUUUACUUUUCUUUCACAAAUGUGGGAAGGAAAUUGCAUUAAAAUGUACAAAACAGAGAAAUUAUCUUUCCGGGUCAGCACCCCUAAACAUCCGAUCCCAGAAUCGCCCCUGUUAUUCACUCAGACAUGUUUAAAUCUGAUGAUGCAUUCUUAAAUUGGUCAGGUGUAAAUUAGCUUUUGCAUCUUUUAUAUUCAAAGAGUCCCCUCACAUUUGUCAGUAAUGGUUAACAGUAAGUGUAUGUGUGCCAAAUAAACCCAAAUUGCCAAAUGUGUGUAACUGGUGUUAAAGUAAAGGAGAAGGUGGUCCCUCAUAUUCAACAAUUUGCAUAAAAACUGAGAUCCCCUCACACUCAGUUGGCUCUGUGUUGUUAUCUUUGGGUGUUUAUGAUGCUACUACAUCAGUAGUUUGCCUUGUUGGAGAUCAGUGCUGCUUUAGAUAGAUAGAGCUUGUGUGCAAUAACGUUACCUACGUAGAACUGAUGUUGAACUUGCAAAAGAAAAUACAAAGCUGCUUGCACUGUGUAUUUAGUAAAUAACUUUACAUUAUUAUAUGCUUCGAAAAAUGUGCUUAUAUGUUGCUAAUUCCAGUAAUUUUGUACUCCAUCUUUGCUUUAACAUAGUACCAAGAGUUUUUUUGAUGUUCCAUUUGGAAAAAAAGAGAUUAAUUAACUUUCAAAGUUAAUAAAUAAAAAAACCUUCAUGUGUCAGAGGAAUGAGGUUCAUUUAGAUUUGGUGCUAAUGUAUAAAGGAAAACAUUGUGGAAAUGUGAGGACAUGUUUCAUAUGUGGACAGAAAGUUAAAGAAAAGAAGUAAAGAAAAGAAUACAUUAUUUUGAGAGGCUAAAGGAAAAUGAGUGUGGUGAUUUUGAUUUAACAGCUUUGAUUUAACGCAGCUUCAGAGACUCCAGCCAACAUGAGUAUCAGUUAUCAUCAGUACUGCCUAAUUAACAGCUGGUUGACAGAUUUUUCUUUUUCUCUCUUGUUUUAUGAAGGAAACAAAUGUGUUAUGACCAUAUGUUUAUAUGGACCUACAGGUUGGACAGAGUGUAUUAUAUAUGUAUUAAUAAAAACAUUGUUUCAAACGUAUUUCAUUUCCACUUUGACUCUUUCGUUUUCUGAUGCAAGGCCAGUUAUUUUAGGAGCAUACCAUGGCUUCUCCUUUCGGCCAUCAACUUUUUUAAAAAACUUUUUAAUAAUUGUUACUUUAUAGGCUCUUGUUUGCUUUAUAUAUAUAUUUUUGCACUGUCUGCUUUGCUACUGUGACUCUUGAAUUUCCCCGUUGUGGGAUGAGUAAAUGACUAUCUGAUCU